Messenger RNA from Seriola dumerili (greater amberjack), 1560 nucleotides. RefSeq names its product vitamin D 25-hydroxylase (gene cyp2r1). The transcript has 5 exons. Gene Ontology annotation, cellular component: intracellular membrane-bounded organelle; cytoplasm. NCBI's taxonomy places the organism in Eukaryota, Metazoa, Chordata, Actinopteri, Carangiformes, Carangidae. The record is from RefSeq and is a predicted model, not a curated record. Gene Ontology annotation, biological process: xenobiotic metabolic process. Gene Ontology annotation, molecular function: oxidoreductase activity, acting on paired donors, with incorporation or reduction of molecular oxygen, reduced flavin or flavoprotein as one donor, and incorporation of one atom of oxygen; iron ion binding; heme binding. The coding region runs from base 1 to 1560 and encodes 519 amino acids.
AUGGUUUCAAUUAAGUCGCCGUCUCUGGUGCCGGUGUCCUGCGCACAGGCUCUGCUCGGUGUGGGCUGUUUGGCUGUCGCCCUCCUCGCUUUCCUGCUGGUUCGCCAGCUCGUCAAGCAGAGAAGGCCCCCGGGGUUUCCUCCUGGUCCAUCUCCCAUCCCUGUGAUAGGGAACAUUCUGUCGCUGGCCACCGAGCCGCACGUCUUCCUCAAGAAGCAGAGUGAAGUUCAUGGACAGAUUUUUAGUCUUGACCUGGGAGGCAUCUUGACUGUGGUAUUGAAUGGAUAUGACUGUGUCAGGGAAUGCCUUUACCAUCAGAGUGAGGUGUUUGCUGAUCGCCCAUCGCUGCCUUUAUUCAAGAAAAUGACCAAAAUGGGUGGCCUUCUUAAUUGUAAAUAUGGCAAAGGCUGGAUUGAACACCGUAAACUGGCUUGCAACUCUUUCCGUUACUUCGGCAGUGGCCAGAGGCUGUUUCAGAGGAAGAUCUCAGAGGAGUGCAUGUUCUUUGUCGACGCCAUCGAUGAACACAAGGGAAAGCCCUUCAACCCCAAACACCUUGUGACCAACGCGGUGUCCAACAUCACCAACCUGAUCAUUUUUGGACAGCGUUUUACUUACGACGACCGCAACUUCCAGCACAUGAUUGAGAUAUUCAGUGAGAACGUGGAGCUCGCAGUGAGCGGCUGGGCCUUCCUCUACAAUGCCUUCCCUUGGAUUGAGUAUGUGCCCUUUGGAAAACACCAGAAGCUGUUCCACAAUGCUGCCGAGGUUUAUGACUUCUUACUGCAGGUUAUAAAGGGUUUUUCACAGGGCAGGGUGCCACACGUACCUCGUCACUAUGUUGAUGCAUAUUUGGAUGAAUUGGAGCAGAAUGCAGGAGACUCCAGUUCCACCUUUUCCUAUGAAAACCUCAUCUAUUCAGUUGGAGAGCUCAUUAUUGCUGGCACAGAGACCACGACUAACACCCUGCGCUGGGCCAUGCUGUACAUGGCCCUCUACCCCAACAUACAAGAGAGGGUGCACAGAGAGAUCGACAGUGUCCUGGCGAACGGGAGGGCACCCACGUUGGAGGACAAACAGAAGAUGCCCUACGUGGAGGCUGUGCUGCACGAGGUCCUUCGCUUCUGCAACAUCGUCCCACUUGGUAUUUUCCGUGCCACCUCCCAAGAUGCAAAAGUCAAUGGUUACACAAUUCCCAAAGGCACCAUGGUGAUCACGAAUCUCUACUCAGUGCACUUUGAUGAGAAGUAUUGGAACGAUCCAGGUGUUUUCUCACCACAGAGGUUUCUGGACAGCAAUGGCAACUUUGUGAGGCGCGAGGCUUUCCUUCCUUUCUCCAUGGGGAGGCGUCAUUGCUUGGGUGAACAACUGGCCAGGAUGGAGAUGUUCCUCUUUUUCACCACUUUGCUCCAGAGGUUUCAUCUUCAGUUCCCUCCAGGAACCGUUCCCACUCUCACUCCCAAACUGGGCAUGACCUUACAGCCCAAACCUUACUCCAUCUGUGCUGUCCGCAGGCAACAGAAAGUUCCCUGCUCGAGAGACACUCCUUAUCACAAGUAG